This is a messenger RNA of Diprion similis, 3677 nucleotides long. Its product is annotated as A disintegrin and metalloproteinase with thrombospondin motifs 3-like. Lineage: Eukaryota; Metazoa; Arthropoda; Insecta; Hymenoptera; Diprionidae. The transcript is spliced from 14 exons. Gene Ontology annotation, cellular component: extracellular matrix. Bases 210 to 3677 code for a protein of 1155 amino acids. The record is from RefSeq and is a predicted model, not a curated record. Gene Ontology annotation, biological process: extracellular matrix organization; proteolysis. Gene Ontology annotation, molecular function: metalloendopeptidase activity.
UCCAUGUGGUAGCCAGUUGCAGCGUGAACGCUAACGGAGGAAGUGCAGGUUUGUGUAAUUAAGAGUAAAUUGAAAAUGCGACUUGACUUCAACAGCGUAUAACGUGUCGGUUGAAGCAUACCAAGGCAGUUUAAUCAGUCACAAAUCGCGACAGCAAAGUCGAUCGAAUAAUUCGUAACUGUAACUGUAAUUCCUUUUAAACUUCACAAAUGGGGCACGUAAAUUAUAUUCGCAUUAUUUUCAUCUGCUGGUCGUUUGACAGUUUAAAAUCGCAAAACCUCGACGAUUUUUUAACAACCUUCGACCACAUCCAGUCGUAUAAAAUCGUUUAUCCAAUAAUUGAACCGCCCGAGGGAUCGCGGGUAAAAAGGUCGAGUGUGAACGGAAAGUCGUUGAGAAUUUCCCUCGACGAUUGGACUCUGGAGACGUCGUUAAACGAGCACCUGAUCAUCUCCCCCGGUUUUGUGGCACAGAGAAUCUUUCCCCGCGGGAAGUUUCAAGGGCCACAAAACGUCGUCGACGAGGAUCCGUUAUCCUGCCAGGUCCGUCGUGGGUUUGUCAUCGACCAGCCGGAGUCCCUGGCUGCGAUAACCGUCUGCAAUGGACCCUGGAUUUACGGGAUUGUCAACGUGACUGGCGGCUCGUUUUUCCUCCAACCGCUGUCAGACGGACGUCAUCUUGUUUACGAGACGAGGAAGACUUUGAAUAUGGAUUCGGCGAAGACGCCUCCAUUCGAUUCCAGCGAAGUUAUCGAGGCGCCAGACAAUGGCCUCCAGCACCUGCUCCACGACGACUAUCUUCGACCAAAAAAUUUCAAUACAUCCAGUGCAAAUGACAUUUUCCUCUCCGCCUCGAGGCUCUUAGACGCCGUGUGGUCCAGACCCGAAUCCAGCCACGGGAGGGACGAAAAAUUUUACAUAAAUUCAAACGGGGUGCUCGCUCAGCCGAGCAACUCCUCAUCCUCUUCUCCCUCCGGCAGCAACGAACGAGUCAAACGAAAUUUGAUGGUCUGCAAUACCCGGGAGUUCCAUAAUCUGACCGGGGACGUUAUCGACCUUGAACCGAGGCUGCGGGCCGCUCAAGAACGGGAUAAAAACUUCCAACUCCCGGUCGAGGAGGACUCGGAAGAUGUUGGAUACUUCUACGACCGAUCCUGGGAGCGGAAUAAAUUGCCUAAAAAAAGACCGAUCACUAGAGAACCGCGUUGGCGUUGGUUAGAGAUUGGCAUUGCUGCGGAUUAUUCAGUGGUCGAAUUCCAUGGAUCAAGGGUUCAACAGUACAUUUUAGCCCUCUUUAAUAUCGUGAGCGCGAUUUAUAGGGAUCCAUCGUUGGAAUCGAACAUGAAGCUGGUGAUAGUUCGCAUGGUUUUGUACACUGAUAAGAAAGACGGUAUAGUUCGUCGAGGAAACGCUAGAAGGUCCUUGGAGAACGUGAAUCGUUGGAAUAGAAAAUUUUUAUUAUCGUCAAAGGAGAGUCACGACGUCGCGGUUUGGCUGACACGUCUCGAUCUCGGUGGUCCUUCCGGCUACGCUCCUGUUUCCGGUGUCUGCGAUCCUUCGAGAUCCUGCGCGUUGAAUCGCGACGAAGGUCUGACUAGCGCGUUCAUAAUUGCUCACGAGCUGGCACACGUCCUGGGUUUAACUCACGACGGAGACGAGGGUGUGGGAAAUUCUUGCGGAGAUGAGGCCUCGAUGGGAAGCGUCAUGGCACCCAUGGUUGCGGCUACCUUCCACAGAUUUCACUGGUCAACUUGUUCGAAGAAGGAAUUUCAUCACAGAGUCAAGAAAUGGGAGUGCCUGCUCAACGAGCCCAACGACCACAAUGCUACUCUCCUUAAAGCCACCAUUCAGACGACAUUCACAAUGGACGAGCAAUGCAGAAUGGAGUUUGGAGAGGGCUACAGUCUCUGCAGGUCCUUCGAUUUGCCCGAACCGUGUUCUCAUCUAUGGUGCGGUUACGGUAACACCUCUCAAAUUUGCAAGACGAAAAAGGGUCCACCUCUCGAAGGAACCGAGUGCGGUGAAGACAAGUGGUGCAUCAACGGCUACUGCGAACUUGUUGAUAGACGACGUUUCGGCCUCGGUCCAGUUAUCCACAACGUCAGAGACGGCGGCUGGAGCAGCUGGAGUCCCUGGGGAAAGUGUUCGAGGUCCUGCGGUGUGGGCGUUCAGUUUCGUUCGAGGAAAUGUAGCGAGCCAACUCCUGCCUACGGCGGUGCGAACUGCGAGGGGGACAGCGAGGAGUUCAAAGUCUGUCAAAUUAUUCAGUGUCCAGAACGAAUUGACCUCCGAGCCCAACAGUGUGCUCGACUUGCUAUACUUAUGGGAUUUCCGGCGCUGUCGCAGAUGUACAAUUCAACUUGGCUACCCUACGAGCCUGAAGAGGAUCACCUCAAGUGCCAAUUAGUAUGUCGAAGUCGGCAGACCGGGGAGAUAUUUCUCAGCGGUGAAAAUCUUGUCGACGGAACGCCCUGCUCCUACGGAAGCUCAGAUAUUUGCGUCCAGGGAAAUUGCAGUAAAAUGGGAUGCGACAACGUGAUAAACUCGACUACACUGAUCGAUAACUGUGGCGAAUGCGGGGGUCGGAACGAAAGCUGCAUCAACGUGACCAGCGGCUAUCAGCGCAAGUUGCGAAGAGGGAUGACUCGGCUGGCGGUAAUUCCUCGGUCAGCAUACAACGUCAGGGUCCAGCUGACUCUCCCUCAUCUUGCUGUCGAGCAGCUCAGAGACGCCGUGAUAACGAUACGCGACAGACGUCGACGGCGCAACGACGUCGGGAUCUUUGACACCUCGGGACGGGCCGACAUCCUCGUCGUCGAGGGCGCAGCUUUCCGCCCCCAAAAGCUCGGUGACACUUACACAAUAUGGUCACGAGGCCCGGUUUUCGCUGAGAUCGUUAUAUCCCUCGGAGUUCCCGACGACAUCCUUCGCCUUGGUCUCUCGCUCUUCGUCUCUUCUCGGUACUCCAUUAAUCGUCACGAGCAGAACGCCACCGCAAGAUACUCCUGGCUUCCUGGGGGGUGGGGUCCAUGCUCGGUCAGCUGCGGGGGUGGCAAUCGCCACAAGACAAUCGCCUGCAGGGAUGAUAUCACGGGGAAAAUUGUCCCCAGGAGAAAGUGCUCCUUGACGGUCAAACCUUCGCUCGAAAGUGAAAGGUGCAACCUGCUCAGCUGCGAGUUGAAAUGGAUUUCCGGCGAAUGGGAAGAGUGUACAGCGACGUGCGGUUUGACCGGCAUCCAACACAGGCAACUAUACUGCGUCCAUGUGUCCGUGGACGUGACUGAGGUCUCGAACGACACGGCAACAAUUAUUUACAGAGACAUGUUACCUCCGGAUCGAUGUGGACCACCACCCCAGGCUGAGAGGGAAUGCAACAGAGUUCCGUGUCAGGGUCGCUGGCUUUUCAGCGCCGAUUGGUCACCUUGUUCUCAAAGCUGUGGCCGUGGCAUACAGACUCGUUUAGCUCGAUGUGGACCAGAUGAGCCGACGGAUUCUUUAUACGAUUGUGGGAUGGUAGCACCGUACGAAUUUCGACCGUGCAAAACGCUCGACAAGCAGAGUCCGAUUUGUUUAGAGUCUUGCAAAAGCGACAGUAGUGAGCACUGCUCGCUUUCGGUGCUUCGUCGUUAUUGCGAGGUUCCAGGCUUCAAAAGGAGAUGCUGCUUAAGCUGUCAGUAG